AUGAACAGCCGAACCGGGAAAUUCCUGUGCGUCAUCCCGCCGAAAACCUUAUCCAUCAAUCACGACACCGGGGAAGCGCAUCAACAGAGCGAGCAACACGUGAGAGAGGCGUUGGAAGCUAUCGAGUUUUCGAACAAGUCGACGAGCGAGUUGAACGGUGGAGGGAUUGCCAUUGGGGUUGGGCCAAACGUGCAAGCGUUCACGGAUAACGAAAUCAUCGUCUCGUUCGUCGGGCAUUUAACCAACGUGGAUUAUUUAGCGUGGAGGUUAUUCUCACCUGAAGGGAGGCGAGGGGACGACUUGGAGAAGAGGGCGCACGCGGAUCCUUUGGAAGCGGCGCAUACGUUGGUAGGAGGACGAUGUUACGAAGCUGAAUUGGUGUGCCACGUGUAUAAGACAUUCGGGACGCACUGCUUGCCGAAAUUGAGAGGGAAGUUUGCGUUUACGUGUUACGACGCGAGGACGGUGCGCGUGUUCGCGGCGAGGGACGCGAGCGGCGAGUUUCCGUUGAAGUACGGGCGAGGCGCGGAUGGGACCGUGGUGGUGUCGAAUUUCGAAGGCGCGUCGGAGUUAUUGCCGGAAGAUACGAGUGGCAUGGAGGUGAGCCCGCCAGAGUUUGAAGAUUUACCCGCCGGGACGUAUAUUUAUGGACAUCGCAGCUUAAUACCGAGACGGUUCGAAAGGACGGAAGAAACGAGGACGAAAGAAAUCGAAGCGGCGCACGACGCCGUCGCGGCAGCGUUGAAAGGCAUCGAUUUAGGGAAAAAAGCCGGGAGGAAAUCUCUCGAUGGGGAAAUCUCCGGUCGACCGUGGAUGAAAGCGAACCGAGAACAAGAUUCGGCCGGGUCGUCGAGGAGGAAUUCCAUCGAUCAACAAAGACCGGCGCCGAAUUUAUCAGCCGCGGCGAAACCGUUCGAUAUUUCAAAGCUCGAUUCGCUCCCAGAACACGACACGCCAGCACCGAAAGAGGACGACCACAAGGAAGGCACAGAGGAGGAACAUCGCCAAGCGGAAGCGGUGGCCGUCAAGGCGGCGCAAGCGGCGUUGAAACGCGUCGCAAGUGGUGCAAACAUGCGCGGUAUCGUCAGAAUGGGAUCCACGCACGCGAUGUCGCUGUUAGACGGCACGCCGCAGUCGCCAGCCAGGAGAAGCAGCGCGGCGUUGACGGACUCCCCGAAAAUGCACAGAGUACCGAGUCGUUCGGGUUUGAUCUCUGGUAUGGUCAAAGUUGCGAGUUUCGAGGAGUUUGGCAACAUCGGCUCGCUGAACGAUUUACGACACGCCGCCAAGUCGCCUGGGAAAGAAGAAGGAGAAGAAAACUUGGAAGACAAAAGAAAUGCCUCCUGGGUGGACUUGUCUAUGGUUGUUGUUAGCGGGAACGGUGGUGGAGAUAAAGAGGGUGAAGAUGAUGAGUGA
This is a messenger RNA of Bathycoccus prasinos, 1416 nucleotides long. RefSeq lists its product with no specific name. The coding region runs from base 1 to 1416 and encodes 471 amino acids. The transcript has a single exon. The record is from RefSeq and is a predicted model, not a curated record. Lineage: Eukaryota; Viridiplantae; Chlorophyta; Mamiellophyceae; Mamiellales; Bathycoccaceae.